Messenger RNA from Myxocyprinus asiaticus (Chinese sucker), 1247 nucleotides. RefSeq names its product lipopolysaccharide-induced tumor necrosis factor-alpha factor homolog. The transcript is spliced from 4 exons. Lineage: Eukaryota; Metazoa; Chordata; Actinopteri; Cypriniformes; Catostomidae. Bases 305 to 784 code for a protein of 159 amino acids. The record is from RefSeq and is a predicted model, not a curated record. Gene Ontology annotation, molecular function: zinc ion binding.
AAAUCAUGUGACCAAAAAUCAGAAUUUUAGGGAAACGUCCAUGCGUUCCCCCUUUUUGCCAAAAUCCGUAAUUAAUCGAUAAUCGAUUAAUCGUUUAUGUUACACGCAUUUAGUUAUACAUUUUACUUUAUAUACAGCUUAUUUUGUCGACAAUUUUCAUUAAGUUUCAUAAUCUUUGAACAGACUUGAACCCACCCAUCAGUGGGUCGGAAAUACAGCUAGUGCGUAAAAAACUAGAACUGGUCACUUCUUGAGCUCUUGGGAUUGUGUUCACAAGAAGACGCGAACAAACACACCAAAGGCAAUGGCAAGCGCACCCCCAUUGGAGACAACAACACUUGUGGGACAUCCACCAUCCUAUGAGGACACAACAGGUACAAGCCCGAACUACCCACCAGGAGGUCCGAUGCCCUAUCCUCCUGUUGAUACAAAGGCAUCUCUGCCUCCAUAUCCAACACAAGCCGAUGGCCAGAUGUAUCCAGCACCCCCACAAACUCAACCUGUCACCACCAGUCCUGUGGCCAUGCAGACUGUAUACAUGCAGUCUGGUCUGGGGUUUGGAGCUGUUCCGGUGCAGGCAUACUGCCCAGUAUGCACACAAAAUGCGGUAACUCACCUGCACUACAUAUCAGGAGCAUUAGCCUGGCUCUCUUGUGCAGGCCUGGCCAUUUUUGGUUGCAUCUGUGGUUGUUGCCUGAUUCCCUUCUGUGUGGACAGUUUGAAGGAUGUUACACACCACUGUCCAAACUGUAACUACGUUUUAGGAGUCCACAAGAGAAUCUAAAGCAGUUGUAAUUAGUAGUUGCAGAGCAGUUGUAUAACAUAUGUGCAUUUUUAAAGGAACAAAAUGUUACAGUGACUUAACCCAAAUACACAUAGGCAUAUGUAUACAUAUAUAUGUGUCUUUAAUAAAGGUCUGAAUACUGAUUGAUUUUCCCUAAAACUAGAUCAUUUUAAUCACAUUGUAAUAAUCUCUAUAAUAAUUUAUGUAAUAACACAUUUCCAUUUGUAAUAAGAACAUAUAUAGCACAACUAGUUUAUUAUGCAUAAUUACUGCUGUUCAGAAAGCAUAACCUUCUCGCUAUACUGUUACCUGCUUCGUGAUGAACGAAAUAUUAUGUAUACGUUUUCUCAGUUAAAACACCAAAAGUGUAUAUUUCACUUCAUUGUGACUUGUUGUAAUAUUGUGCAAAUUUUGUGAAGGCAUGGUGCAGCAGCAAAAUGAAUAAAAGCCACUAUCAGUCUCA